Messenger RNA from Terrapene triunguis (Three-toed box turtle), 1650 nucleotides. It is a transcript of the gene RPS6KB1, whose product is annotated as ribosomal protein S6 kinase B1. Lineage: Eukaryota; Metazoa; Chordata; Testudines; Emydidae. The record is from RefSeq and is a predicted model, not a curated record. The coding region runs from base 115 to 1623 and encodes 502 amino acids. Gene Ontology annotation, molecular function: protein serine/threonine kinase activity; ATP binding. The transcript is spliced from 15 exons. Gene Ontology annotation, biological process: cellular response to insulin stimulus; signal transduction; protein phosphorylation.
CCGGCGAUGGCGGCCGUGGCGGCGUUAGGGGCUGCGGGCCCAUGAGGCGGCCCAGGCCCCGCGGACUCAGCACAGCGCGGAAGGGGCGGCGGAGGCGCUGCUCGCAUCCAGGCCAUGGCGGGCGUGUUCGACAUUGACCUGGACCAGCCCGAAGACGCGGGUUCGGACGAGGAGUUGGAGGAGGGGGGUCAGUUAAGUGAAAGCAUGGACCAUGGAGGAGUUGGCCAAUAUGAAAUUGGCCUGGAACAUUGUGAAAAAUUUGAGAUUUCGGAAACUAGUGUAAACAGAGGUCCAGAAAAGAUCCGACCAGAAUGUUUUGAGUUACUACGUGUACUUGGCAAAGGUGGUUAUGGAAAGGUUUUUCAAGUACGAAAAGUAACAGGAGCAAAUAUUGGAAAAAUUUUUGCCAUGAAAGUUCUUAAAAAGGCAAUGAUUGUAAGGAAUGCAAAAGACACAGCACACACAAAAGCUGAGCGUAAUAUCCUGGAGGAAGUGAAGCAUCCCUUCAUUGUAGAUUUAAUUUAUGCCUUUCAGACUGGUGGAAAACUCUACCUCAUCCUUGAGUAUCUCAGUGGAGGAGAACUAUUUAUGCAGUUAGAGCGAGAAGGAAUUUUUAUGGAAGACACAGCCUGCUUUUACUUGGCAGAGAUCUCAAUGGCUUUGGGGCACUUACAUCAAAAAGGAAUCAUCUAUCGAGAUCUGAAGCCGGAAAAUAUCAUGCUUAAUCGUCAAGGUCAUGUAAAACUAACAGACUUCGGACUAUGUAAAGAAUCUAUUCAUGAUGGAACAGUCACACACACUUUCUGUGGAACAAUAGAAUACAUGGCCCCUGAAAUCUUGAUGAGAAGUGGGCAUAAUCGUGCUGUGGACUGGUGGAGUUUGGGGGCAUUGAUGUAUGACAUGCUGACUGGAGCACCCCCGUUCACUGGGGAGAACCGAAAGAAAACCAUUGACAAGAUUCUCAAAUGUAAACUCAACUUGCCUCCCUACCUCACGCAAGAAGCCAGAGAUCUGCUUAAAAAGCUGCUAAAAAGAAAUGCUGCCUCACGUCUAGGAGCUGGUUCUGGAGAUGCUGGAGAAGUUCAGGCUCACCCUUUCUUCAGACACAUUAACUGGGAAGAGCUGCUAGCUCGGAAGGUGGAACCUCCCUUUAAACCAUUAUUGCAAUCCGAAGAGGAUGUGAGCCAGUUUGAUUCAAAGUUUACACGUCAGACACCUGUUGAUAGCCCAGAUGACUCAACUCUCAGUGAAAGUGCCAACCGGGUCUUCCUGGGUUUUACGUAUGUGGCUCCAUCCGUACUUGAAAGCGUAAAAGAGAAGUUUUCUUUUGAACCAAAAAUUCGAUCACCUCGCAGAUUCAUUGGCAGUCCAAGGACACCAGUCAGCCCUGUAAAGUUCUCCCCUGGGGAUUUCUGGGGAAGAGGUGCUUCAGCCAGUGCACCAAAUACGCAGACACCUGUGGAAUAUCCAGUGGAGCCAAGUGGAAUAGAACAAAUGGAUGUGACAGUUUGUGGCGAGGCCUCAGCACCACUUCCAAUACGACAACCAAACUCUGGGCCAUAUAAAAAACAAGCCUUUCCCAUGAUUUCCAAACGGCCAGAGCACUUGCGCAUGAAUCUAUGACAACACAACCUUUUUUUUUUUUUUUUU